Molecule: messenger RNA, 436 nt
Organism: Wallemia mellicola CBS 633.66
Lineage: Eukaryota; Fungi; Basidiomycota; Wallemiomycetes; Wallemiales; Wallemiaceae
Exons: 1
Source: RefSeq, a predicted model, not a curated record
ACAAAUCGAUAGAACAAAGGCUGAACCUCAGCAGAUCGUAGCAACAAGGCUACUCUACUGCUUACAGUACCCCGUUCCAAUUCAAGUCGUCUGCAAGAGAUUCACCCCCGCAAUACAUCAUUUAUCAUUCGUAGUCAAUACAUUCAAUUCUUUCCAAUCAAAUGCACAAAACUACCUAAUAUAGCUCACGAGCAUAAGCCCUAUUUUAGCAUAUCUAUCUAUUGCGGGACCAACGUCAUCGUUUCUGGCACAGAUUCUGGCUUAGAGGCGUUCAGCCAUUAUCUAGCGGAUGAUAGCUUCGCAGCAUUGCCCGAUCGGACAGCUGCAAAUACCAAUUAUCCGAACGAACGGUUCCUCUCGUACUAAGUUCGAUUACCAUUACGAUAACUUUCCAUCAGUAGGGUAAAACUAACCUGUCUCACGACGGUCUAAACCC